GUUAUUACCAGAAGAAUGAUGUUUUAUUUAAUCAAAUAUUAUUGUAGGUGGACAAUUGUGUAAUUUCAAGUAUUUACAAACCAUUGAAGGAAUGUAGGAAAGCUGUGGCUGUAUAUUCUGGGAAGCAAGUGCAUAAGAAAUACCUUGAAGAACUGAAAGAAUCCAGAACAUUCACUGCAGUAAAAGUUAGAUCUGUUCCGAAAUAUCUCGAGGCAUGUUUCAACUUAUGUUGGCUAAUGACAGUUCAAGACCCUCCUCUUUGCUUUGGUCCUAAUGUUAGGCGAGGAGAUGUUUUCAAUACGGAUUUAUACAAAGCAUACACACAGAGAGGAAACACUGUGGCGUAUGUUGUUUUGCCUGCUCUUUUAUUGCAUAAAGGUGGUGCAAUUCUUUGCAAAGGAGUUGCUCAAGGAAAAGCAGAUUAUUCGCAGCGACCAAAAUCUGCACCAAAAUUGUAUGAAAGACAUCUCAAUUCAAAUGAUGAAACUGAUGUUUUCUUCUCUAGCCCAAACCGAUACCCGGAAGGAUAUAUGGAUGAGAAGACAUCAUAUGAUAUUAAAAGGCCGUACUCAACAAAAGCAAGCCUACCGCAUAGAUAUGGCACAUCUGAGUAUUCGAAUAGCGAUCUGAGCGAUGCAAGUCAAUAUAGCACAUAUAAGUGGGAUCAUAAUUAUAAAUACAAGAAAUAUGAGCGACCGUACAAUGACUACCAGGCGAGCAUUAGUCAUCGCAAGGCUAGAGUAAAAUAGAUAAAUACAGAAGCCCUGAAACGUCAUCACGUUAUCGUAGUAGACCUCAUUACACACAGGAAAAAGUAAUACACCCAACGGUUUGGAGAUAUUGAGGUGUCGGUCAAAUCUUUUAGUUUGGAAUUAAUUAGAUUAUGUACUACUAGGUGUUUUGACUGAAUGGGUUUUAAAUAUUAGUUUAUAAGUUUAUUUUAAUACUAAAUCCAUGAAAAACAUGGCAAUGUGAGCUAUAACAAUUUACAUAAUAAACCAUAUAUACGAUGAUCGUAUAAUUAUACAUUGAUAUAUCUCGCAUUUUUAUACAAGGGCAAACCCAUUUUGUAUAAAACACAUUUCAUAUGCUUUGUAUUAAUUGCCAAUAUCGUUACUAAUACAUUAUCCGUUAUGAACUCCAAUAACAUGAUCUUAUAGAAAUUUCCCAACUUUAUUAAAUAAAUUCAAAAAUCAUUUACAAUGUAUUUAUCUUUAAUCAAAUUUUAUAAAAAUUUCCUUUACAAAUACACAAAGGUUUUUUAUUUUAUUGUUGUGUAUCUAUAUUCAUUUUUAUUCCGGAAUACUUAGUGGCCCUAUACAUUGGCAAUGUAAAGCCCUUUUUAUGCAGUAAAUUAUUUCACUCUUAUCAGAUAGUGAAAUUUCAUUACCGAUGCAAGAAUUAAAGUUAUAAAGUAUGUACUUUCACUGGUAAAGUUCUGUUCCCUUACAGUGAUGAGAAAAAUUUUAUAGACUUUAAUCCAACAGGUUGAUUCUUUCGGAUAUUUGUAGAAUUUACUUUUGAUUUUCUGUACAUAACAGAUGAUGGUACAAAGGAAAUCACUGUUUUCAGAUGCUAUAAAAUAAAAUCAACCCAUUUGUAAAUAAAACAAAUCUUAAUCAUUAAUUAUAUUCCGAGGAGUAUAUGUGUUUUUUUCUUCUACUUAGGGUAAAUAUAACACACAAUUUCAUGUUUUGACAAUCGAUGACAAAGCAAAACAUACAUGUAUACUAUUAAUUCCAAAUUAAAAGUUCAACGCUAUUAACUUUAUGUCACUUAUUGACCAUCCAGAACGAAAAUUGAAUGCCAACUGUAAAUAAGAUAAGUAAAACAUUUGUGUUGUACUUAUCAUUAUUUGUUUCUUUUAUUAUUUUAUAAGUGACUUUGUUGAAUAAAGAAAUAGAAAGUUAUUUAACAACAAAAAAAAUGAAUUAAAAAGUUGCUUUUAAUAACAAAUAUGUAUUUUACUACUAAAAUUUUACUAUUAAGUAGCCUUCAUUUUUUAUUUUAUUUUAGAUUAUACUAACAUAUAUGUUAUAUACGGAAUACUUAUACACAUGUCUGCAUGGGUCUCCUCUCUGCUAAAGUAUGUUUACUUUUGUCUGUAUCGGCGUGGUUAUGGCCGUUUACUUCGAACCACUUGCUCCUCACCACUGUAGACUCAAAUCCCGACAACGAGUUUGAAUUUGUUCAUGUGAGAAAUCUAAAUAGCUGUCGCACGGUACAUAAAUGGUCUCUGCAAAUGUUGAUGAAUAUACUUUAAACAGAAUCAUAGUUGUUAUUAUAUUAUGUAUUAUAAUAAGAAAUGAUGAACACAAUGCAAUAAAAUCUAUUUAAUUACUUGAAGUGUUUUAUAUGAGUGCAUUGAUUCGGUGAGAAAUAAAAAAAAUAAAAGUAUU
Ruditapes philippinarum (Manila clam) is the source of this 2399-nucleotide messenger RNA. RefSeq lists its product as uncharacterized. NCBI's taxonomy places the organism in Eukaryota, Metazoa, Mollusca, Bivalvia, Venerida, Veneridae. The transcript is spliced from 3 exons. Bases 237 to 749 code for a protein of 170 amino acids. The record is from RefSeq and is a predicted model, not a curated record.